Molecule: messenger RNA, 3351 nt
Organism: Trypanosoma theileri
Lineage: Eukaryota; Euglenozoa; Kinetoplastea; Trypanosomatida; Trypanosomatidae
Exons: 1
Coding region: 1-3351 (1116 amino acids)
Biological process (GO): cell projection assembly; membrane organization
Cellular component (GO): actin cytoskeleton; cytoplasmic side of plasma membrane
Molecular function (GO): phospholipid binding; actin binding
Source: RefSeq, a predicted model, not a curated record
AUGAACUCGUCAUCUUUUCUCAAAAGUCCAAAAGAAGAUAGUGUUCCUUCUUAUAUUCUCUACAGUCCACAAGGCUCAAAACCACUGGAGGGCAUAGUCGUUGAGGGUGGUAAUGUUGGCCGAUACUACGAUAAGGCCACAAGGUCACAGUUACUUCAGAUCACACCUUCUACACAUGUAUCAUUCUUGCGUAGUGCACCGACUCGUACAGGCAGUGGGAGUAUUAGUAGUAGUAGUGGUGCCAAUAACAAAAAAAACAAUAAUAGUGGUUUGACAGCAGGGUCGCAACGAGUCAUAGUUCUACAGCUUUUCUGUGAGGAAUCCGUGCGGGCGGCGUUUUCUCUCACGAUUGAGUUAUUAUUACAAGAUAAAAUGGGUAGACGUCGUAUCAUAUUUAGUAGUAAUUUCCAUAAAUUCCAGCGAUGUGCACAACAUGUAAAAGUUCCAUUACGAUGUGUUUUACCAGGGAUGUGGUUAAACCUUAUUUUAGAUGUACCCCACAUCCAUGCUUUUUUGUAUGGUGAGACCGGGGGACGAUUGUCUGUUGCAGAACUGAGCGACUCUCGUCGUUUACUUUCUGUGACUCUUAGUUCUAGUUGUAUUUGUCGUGUGCGGCGUGUUCUUGGUAUGCCGCAGCUGCCGCCUAUGUUAAUAGAAUCAGACAUCAUGUCAACAUCCGUAGAAGCGGCAGAGUGGCCAGUUUCACUGCGAUUACCGGAGGAGGUGCCAGUGAGUUAUUUUGUUAUUCGCACUGGCCAAGAGGAGUUCCUGCAAUUUCCAUUGGUAACUGCACAGACGGAGAUCCAACCAGCGGAGACUUUUUCUUCUUCCUUUGAAGUUCGACAGGUGAACCGCCGCCCGGCCUCACGUCCUCCUUCUGCUGUGCAAAGUACACGUACAGUGAAGACGGCUGGCGUUUCAACCGCUCCAUUCUCUUCUGCUGUUUCUGAAAGUACAUCGGGAUAUUCGGAUGGAGUUGCAAGAGUGACGGGGCAGUCGUUGUAUGAACAAGAAAAGAUUUACUUGAAUGCGGGAACCUCAACGCGGGAUUCCUUCACCGUCUCUCCAAAUGGGCCUAGGAUAACUGCGAUGCAACAACAACAACAACAUCAUCAUCAUCAUGAUCCUCAUCAUCAUAGUAAUCAUCAAUAUCAGCAAGAACAAGCAAGUUGUGCUUUCACACUCGCAAGACGAUUGAAGGGAUUACAUGAGGAGAGAUCACCGGUGCCGUCUCCUUGCGUCUCCGCCAAACAUCAUGUUGGAGUACAAACAGCAAGGACGGUUGGAGUACAAACACCGAAAGCCCUCUUAGAAGAGCCACGUGUUAAUGGAAUGCGUUCCUCACUCAAAAGAGGACAAGUGAAACCACAGUAUAGAGAUUCCGUACGCGCAACGGAUAUUGAGUGUAUUAUGAUAGAGGAGGAGGCCUGUCCUCGUGUAGAGAGUUGUAAUGGGGAAAGUGAGACGGUGGCACAAGUGACAUCAGCAUGUCCCACACCACAACAACAUAAUACGCCGGCGAGACGAUCACAUGUUGACAAUGGACACAAAGAAAGGGUGAUGACAAAUAAAGUAUCAGAACCUUUUAUAGUGGAAGAUUCUGUUUCUCUUGAAUCAGAUUCGCAUACACCAACUCUUGCUAGCUACCAUCAGACAUUGGAUAUGAUGCGUGAACGCGUUAAACGUAUUCAAGCACUAAUAGGUGACAGUAGUGAGUAUAAGAGUGGUCGUGAUGUGGCACAAAGUUUACCUCAAAAUAAUAUCUCUGGAAGGAAUGGAGAUGUUAGAAAUAACACCAUCAUCAAUAGUAGUAGUAAUAGUGGUAGGAAUAGAGAUGAGGAGAUUCAUCGCAGCGGAAGGUCACGUGUAUAUCCGUCUACUGAUUAUGCUUUAUCCCAACAGGGUGGAAAUGUGAAGCUUCAACAACCACCACCACAACAGCAACAACAGGGUCUAUGUUCGUCACCUCGUUUCCCUAAUUCACAUCUACAACCUGUUGACCGUGAUUUAUGUACGCCUCAAUGUAUGUCGACUACACCUAAGGAUCGGCGAUCCUCGCCAAAUGAACUCGCUAAUACUUGUGCCGUGGCUCGUGACAACAACAAUAACAACAAGAGAAGCAUUAUCAACCCUAAUAAUAAUAAUAAUAAUAAUAAUAAUAAUAAUAAUAAUAAUAAUAGUGAUGUUAUCCAUCAAGAUGACGAUGAUGACGAAGAUGAGGAUGACGAUGGGUUUACGGUAAAUGUCUGUCUCUCCGAGGAACGGGAACGACCGGCUGUUGUGAUCCCUACAGAGGCCACUGCACUUGACAAGAAACCACCCGUGCCGCCAACUCGCCCACACGCACACGCCGUGGACCGUCUCUGCUUUGACACCACACUCUCUGAUGCCGUGUCGGUGGAUCCCGCAAUGCCGUGGUCCUCACACAGAGGCACACAACGGGCGGAUGAAGACAGUCUGCGGUUAUCCGUUCCACCCUCACCACCAUUUGGUGCUGCUGUUCAUGUGAAUACUGUUCAUACGGCUACACCAGUGGAAGAAGAAGAAAAAGUAUCCAGGUUUGUAGCCCGCCGGGGUCGUCUGGGAGAACACACAGAGGCAUUCUUACCACAAUCCCAAUCACAACAACAACAAAAGGAACAGGAACACCAAUACCAACACCAGCAGCAGCAGCAGCAACAACAACAAUACAGACCUUAUUCUGAAGUAAGAACUCUCGCUACUGAACCGCAAACGCCUGGUGAGCAAGAACUUUUAGGCCGAACAACAACGGCAAGUAACACGCCACUUAAUUCUUUGCGUAUGGGUCGCGGUGUUGAAGAGGAUGAGAGUAGCGUUGGCACUAUAGAUUACAGAAGGGCAUCAGGGACUGGUAAGACGGUAAUGGGCAGCGGUCAGUUCAUUCGUGUGGGUAGUUCCCGUACUGGCGAUGAGGGUGAUCCUUUUCAUUCAACCCGCUUUGCGUCAUUGCCGCCACGUUCACCGGCCUCGCAGGGAUGUGCCUCGCAAUUGUCUAUACCACCAGUGCUAUCAUUAUAUGAUGGAAGUGCGAAUCGAGUUGUCCCUUCAUCUAAUCAUAGCGGUAUCACUUUAAUGCAGCAAGAUAAUGGAUCUUUAACGCAUGUGGACAGUAAAGUGACGGCAAUAGGAACUGGAGAAGAAUCAGUAAGUACUACUUCAUCUGAGAAGUUAUUGCCACCGAAAGAUGUAGAUGACACCAAACAAUUUGUGGAGGAUCUCACUGGACCAUUUGUAUUCGAUCCCCUGCUUCAAUGUUGUCUGGACUUGCGUUCUAACACAUACGUUGCUGCUCCUUCAACAGAAGGGUACGCGCAAAAGGGUACCGUGUAG